Messenger RNA from Haliotis rubra (blacklip abalone), 2445 nucleotides. RefSeq names its product NHL repeat-containing protein 2-like. Lineage: Eukaryota; Metazoa; Mollusca; Gastropoda; Lepetellida; Haliotidae. Gene Ontology annotation, molecular function: protein binding. The record is from RefSeq and is a predicted model, not a curated record.
UUACAGAAGUUGUCGCUCAGUGCAUGACACUCGACGAAGAGCUGACAGACGCCACUGACAAGAUAGCAAGAAAAGCUAUUAUUCUCCGCCAUCUUGAAAAAGUGGACUCACUGAACUUUGUAAUUCCUGAUUUCAAAGCAGGUCUUGAUUGGCUGAAUGUUCCGGAACCAUUGUCACUGACCAAUCAGCUUGCAGGAAAAGUGUUGGUGCUGGACUUCUUCACUUACUGCUGCAUCAACUGUAUGCAUGUGCUGCCUGAUUUGGAGCACUUGGAGUCAAAGUUCAAGGUCAAGGAUGGAGUCAUAAUUGUUGGUGUUCAUUCAGCCAAAUUCCUGAAUGAGAAAGUUACAGCAAACAUUCUCAGUGCUGUUCUUAGGUAUAACAUUGAACAUCCUGUUGUCAAUGAUUCUGCGUUGCUAUGGCAACAGCUGGAGAUCAGCUGUUGGCCUACAUUCCUAUUGGUUGGUCCCAAAGGUCGGUAUAUCUAUGCAAUGGUGGGUGAAGGUCAUCGGGAUAAACUGGAGGAAUUUGUUGGCAUAGCACUGGAAUAUUACAAGGCUAAAAAUGAGGUGAAGGAAGCAGAUAUUCCCCUGAGUCUAGAGAAACACAAACAGCUGGGAUCGCCCCUUAGUUUCCCGGGGAAGCUGUGUCUGACGGAGGAUGGGGACCUGGUGGUGGCAGACACAGGGAACAACCGGGUGUUGGUGCUGGAAGCGGACACUGGCGUUGUGCAGUGUGUCAUCGGCGGACCAGAUCGAGGGUUUAAAGAUGGCAAUUUCUCCAAUGCAAAGUUUUCCUCUCCCCAGGGGGUGGUAGUAUGGGGGACGACGGUGUACGUGGCAGAUACAGACAAUCACUCAAUACGACUGGUCGACCUGAAGACUAAGACUGUAAGGACGAUAGCCGGGACAGGCCAGCAGGGGACAGACAUGGAAGGAGGUAGCAUUGGUCCUCAGCAGCCAUUGUCCUCCCCAUGGGACCUGGUUCUAGGAUGGGGUCAAGGUGACAUUUCCCCUAGUGUGCUAUACAUCGCAAUGGCUGGGACUCAUCAGAUCUGGGUGUACUUCCUGCAGGACAGGAAGUGGUACAAGAAAGCAGGUGAUGAGUACAAGGCUGGCACAUGUAUCAGGUUUGCCGGUUCCGGUAAUGAAGAGAACCGGAACAACAGCUACCCCGCUAAAGCUGCCUUUGCCCAGCCAUCAGGCCUGGCAGCAUCUCCACCUGACAAGCUGAACGCCCUCUACAUUGCUGAUGCUGAGAGCUCCAGUGUACGAACAGUCCUGCUUAAGGAUGGUGCCGUGCGAGCACUGGUGGGCGGGGAGAGAGAUCCUAUGAAUUUGUUUGCCUUCGGUGACGUUGAUGGAGUGGGUGUGGCUGCGAAGUUGCAGCAUCCCCUUGGGGUGGCGCUGGCCGGAGAUGAGGGACCAUUGCUAGUAGUCGACUCCUAUAAUCAUAAGCUGAAGAGUAUUGAUCUGAAGACAAAGGAAUGCACCACUGUGAUUGGUCUGCCGGAGGAAGGGAGACAACUCAAUGAACCAGGUGGACUCUGUGUGAACACAAAAAAGGGCAUGGUCUAUAUUGCUGACACAAACAAUCAUGCCAUCAAAGUGUAUAACUUGGAGAAGAAAAUCCUAACCCAGCUCCCCAUUAUAUUGGACUCUUUCCCUGAGAAGUCAGAGAAGAUUGACAACGCAGAUCCUGCUCCUGUUGACGGUGUGCUUGCAUCCAUAGAGGUCAGACCUGGAGGUCACCUUGACCUGACCUUGACAGUUGACCUUGAUGUGGAUAAUCACUUGAAUGAGGAAGCACCCAACUCAUGGAAACUCCAAAGUCAAGAUGACCUUGGUACACUCAUCAUUAAUAACAACAGUGUAUCUAAAGGAAAGCUCCGACCUGAAACUAAGCAACGCUUCAUACAGCUACAAAUUCCUAACUCUGAAGAAAGCCAAUGUAACUUGACCUUCACCUUCCAACUGUUCAUGUGUGCAGCAGACAACACGUGUAGCAUAGUGAGGAAGGUGACAUUGCUGCCUCUGACGCUGUCCCAUGCAGCUGCUGAAACAGCCAUGGCAGACAUCAAUCUUUCUCUGAAAUCUUAACAAAUGACAGCAACAGAACAGAACAGCAGAUGUCAGUCUUUCACUCGGGGUUGAACAGCAGACAUCAAAUGUCAGUCUUUCACUUGGAUUUUAACGUCAGAUGUCAGCCUUGAACUUGAAUGUUAACAACAGACAGCAGACGUCAAAUGUCAGUCUUUCAAUUGGAUUUUAACAUCAGACAGCAGACAUAAGAUAUCAGCCUUUCUUUAAGAUUUUAAAAGCAGACAUAAGAUGUCAGCCUUUGACUUGGAUUUUAACAACAGACAGCAGAUGUCUGCCUUUAUCUGAGAGCUGAACAUUUUACAACAAAAGGUCAGACUUAAUCAGAGAUUUUAACAACAGAAAA